UUUAUGGAUUACUUGUAUUCAAAGCAAAAUGAAGUUUGGGAUCAAUAUUAUGACAAUAUAUAUCAAAAUAUGACCAGGCCCCUAACACAUUAUUGGAUAUCUUCAUCUCAUAAUACUUAUUUAACUGGAGAUCAAGUAUCAAGUGAAAGUUCAAUAGAAGCAUAUGCUAGAUGCUUACGAUGGGGAUGCCGUUGUAUUGAAUUGGACUGCUGGGACGGACCAGAUGGAUUACCGAUCAUUUACCAUGGUCAUACAUUGACUAGUCGAAUCAAAUUUUUAGAUGUUUUAAAGACAAUCAAAGAACAUGCUUUUAUUACUUCUCC
Daktulosphaira vitifoliae (grape phylloxera) is the source of this 323-nucleotide messenger RNA. RefSeq names its product 1-phosphatidylinositol 4,5-bisphosphate phosphodiesterase gamma-1-like. NCBI's taxonomy places the organism in Eukaryota, Metazoa, Arthropoda, Insecta, Hemiptera, Phylloxeridae. The annotation marks the transcript as partial. The transcript is spliced from 2 exons. Gene Ontology annotation, molecular function: phosphatidylinositol-4,5-bisphosphate phospholipase C activity. The record is from RefSeq and is a predicted model, not a curated record. Gene Ontology annotation, biological process: positive regulation of epithelial cell migration; phosphatidylinositol-mediated signaling; lipid metabolic process.